Molecule: messenger RNA, 4068 nt
Organism: Silurus meridionalis
Lineage: Eukaryota; Metazoa; Chordata; Actinopteri; Siluriformes; Siluridae
Gene: adra1ab
Product: adrenoceptor alpha 1Ab
Exons: 3
Coding region: 430-1728 (432 amino acids)
Biological process (GO): cell-cell signaling; adenylate cyclase-activating adrenergic receptor signaling pathway; positive regulation of cytosolic calcium ion concentration
Cellular component (GO): membrane
Molecular function (GO): alpha1-adrenergic receptor activity
Source: RefSeq, a predicted model, not a curated record
GGGGCAUAAAGGGCUCAUACUGUCAUCUUGUAGUGGCUGUAAAGCAUGUAACUUGCAUAAAGAUGCCUCUUCGAGUCGGGUGUUUUUCACUCGCAUGUCCUUCGGUCCGUUAUUUAUUUCAUCCGAGCUCUCGGAGACACGACUUCUAUAAAGGAUGCUGCAAGUGUUUUCAAGAAUGCACAACAGACUGAAGAAACACAAUGACAGUCAUUGGAAAUUUCAGACUAAGUUUAGUGUUUAGAUGUAGUUGUUCCUUGACCUCCACUGGAAGACGAGGUGAAGAUGGCAAGAAGACGAUUCUAACUAGAAUGAAUCCAGAACCCAAGCUGAUGGAUUUAAGACAUGGAUGACUAUGAUAUCAACACUGUAUGUACCACCUGAAGUAGAAUUGAUCAAUAAACACAAAAGCCACUUCACAGGAGAUGUGCUAUGAUGUCUGCUGAAGAAAACUUCACUGCAGUGUUAAACCUUGACAGCUGCCUGAACUGCACCCAGGCAUCAGUAUAUGAUGUAAACAUCCCCAAAGUAGUAACCAUGGUGGUGGUCUUCAUGCUUUUUGUUGUGUUUGGAGUAACGGGGAAUGUGCUGGUCAUCAUGUCUGUAGCGUGCCAUCGUCAGCUCCGGUCGGUCACGCACUACUUCAUGGCCAACUUAGCUGUUGCUGAUCUGCUGCUGAGUUGCGCGGUGGUGCCAUUGUCGGCUUCAUCCGAGGCGCUCGGACGCUGGGUGUUGGGUCGAGUUCUGUGUGGUGUUUGGGCAUCGCUCGAUGUCAUGUGCUGCACCGCAUCCAUUUUUAACCUUUGUGCUAUCUCCGUAGACCGCUGGCUGGCUGUUAGCUACCCACUUCGAUACCCAUGCCUAGUCACAAGUGGGCGUGCCAUUGGUGCCAUGGUGGGUGUCUGGGUGGCGUCAGUUGGCAUUUCCGUCGGCCCACUGUUUGGCUGGCGAGAGCCGAUGCCUGACGAUGAAUCUGUGUGUAAUGUCAACGAAGACCCGGGAUACACCAUUUUCUCGGCCGCCUGCUCAUUCUACAUUCCCCUAACUGUAAUAUUGGUCAUGUACUGUAAAGUCUACAUAGUGGCACGAAGCAAAGCAAGAAGUCUCCACGAAGGGCAAUGGCACAGUGAUGUAAAGGACGGCGCGGGGUUCAGGAUCCACCGUGGCAAUGCUCAGAGAUGCCAUGCUGAGAGCAGAACUGAAGAUGAGGGUAGUAGGAAAUGUUGCACCUAUGGUGCCCUGGUGAAGCUGCUCACGUUCUCCAGGGAGAUGAAAGCGGAAAAGACCCUGGGAAUAGUGGUGGGCUGCUUCGUCCUUUGCUGGCUUCCGUUCUUUCUCGUGCUGCCCAUCAGCUCCAUCUUUCCAGACCUCAGACCCUCAGACACCGUAUUUAAGAUCACUUUCUGGCUUGGAUACUUCAACAGCUGCCUAAACCCUAUUAUCUACACUUGCUUCAGUCAGGAGUUCAAAAAAGCCUUCCAGAACGUUCUUAAAAGCCACUGCCUUCUCAAAACCACCAGUGCCACCCCUCAGACCCAAAUCUCUUCCCAUCCCACCCUGCCCUCUUGUCCUGUCACUCAUUCUGCCCCUCAGUUUACACCCACAGGGGGAAAUCAGGUGAAUAAAGGUCUCCUGAAGUUCUGCUGCUUCAGCGCCAGAGUCAAAACUACCAACACUGAGACUCGUCAUGUCUUUGUGGACAUGAAAGGAUUGACAGGACAGGCUGUGUGAGACGUCAAGGACGUGAUCGAUACAAAAAAAAAAAAUAGUAUCAUAAUAGUUUAUAUAUUCAGCAGGUUCCAAACUCCUGAGUCCACUAGCAAGAUUUAACUACAUUUUCGAGUGCAACAGUGACUGUGGAAACACCAAGACCUUUAUGUUUUUUAGAGACAUGCAUAUUCCUUUUGUUUCUUAACUCUGUAAAACACAACAAUUGGACAGUGAAUGAAAUUCUUUAGAGUACAAAUGAGACAUUUUUGUCUCUAACAGAAGAACUUGUGUAAGACGGAGAACAGGAGAGAAGAUGUGAUGAGACUCCCUCACCCCCACAUUCACACAUGGAGAUGGAAGCUUAGUGGUUUGGAGUUGUUUUGUAGCAGAGAAGGUUCCGGAAAGUGAAAGGAAUCCUGAACGAAAACGGCUCCCAUUCCAUACUUCAGCACCAUGCAGUUCCGUCUGGACUGUGGCUCUUUGGAAGCGACUUCACCGUACGACGAGACGAUGAGCCGAAGCGCACGUCUGAGUUCUGUAGUGAGUUCUUAAAGAGCAAACAGACAUCUGAAGUGAUAUCUAUCAUGAAACCACCUGCCCAGUCAACGCACCUAAAUCCUAUUAAACUGCUCUGGGAUGAACACGAACAUCGCCAUCUAGUGAAGAACAUCUUUGGCGAGUUUUACAAGAGACACAGCAAAGUGUUUCAGCUGAACGUUUGUAGAAGUGUCCAGAUGCUAAGUGUGUAAAGCUGUUCUUCAUACUAAGGCAAGUUUUUUCAAUGAAAAUAAAGUGGAACAUCUGGACAUUUAUAGAUUUGUUUAUUCAGAGUAAAUCUUCUGACCGUUACAUGACUGCGUUUGUUGCAUAGAAACAAAAGGAACAUCCACGUGUCUCUCAAAAACCAUUUUGUAACUGUUUUGAUUGUUUAUGCUCAGACAUUCACUUUGAGAUGUUUGAUAAUUGUGUGUACGUAUUUUAGAAACCAUUGGUAGUAAAAAUGAAUAAACAUUAUCCCUUAUGGUAUAGUGCUUCAAUCUCUCUGAAGCACUAUACCAUAUAUAUAUAUAUAUAUCCCCAAGUCUAUCCCCUUGUUCCACACAUUGGGCAGGUGUAUCUAUUUUCCCCUCUCUGUUCUCCAUUCUCCUGAGGUUCUCCUGCCUAUAUCUCAUUUUCCAUAAGCAUGUUGCUCUUUUAACCUUGCUGUGACACUGUGACGCUGUGCACCACAAGGAGAAAAGCACUAUCGCUCUUUUCCCGACUGCCAAGAACCAGCAUAAAAGCACCUCGAAAUGCAAAAACGUAGAGCACAGUUUUCUUCUCAAAGACCCCAAACUUUAUGAAAAUUGAUGAAAUCCAACAUCAUUAAUUCCAUAGAAUUUGUCAAAAAAUUGACCUGACUAUAAGAUGUUCUUUUUGAACAUCUAAUUCCACAAUUGCUCUUGUAAUUAACUCCACUCUUCCCUGAAGAUGUUCCACUAGAUGUUGGAGUGUGCUUAUGGAGAUUUGCGCUCAUUCAAUCACAAGGGUGUGAAAUAACAUUGAACAUUGAACAUAUAAAGUUCUAUAGCAGGAGAUCUUCUACCUGAAUCCAUGUGAAGCACAUCUUCAUGGAACUGGCUUUGUGCACAGGGUUUGCAUUGUCACUCUGGAACAGUUUUGGGUCUCUAAGUUCAAGUGAAGGAAUAAUUUCAUGUUACUGCAUUCAAACACGUCCUAUAAAAGAGUGUGCCUCUAACAUUUUGGUAACAGUUUGAGGAGGAACCACAUAUGGAUGGACAUGUGUCCAUUCACAGUGUCUCUGAUAUGUGAAAUGAAACCCGUUUUUUUAUUACUCUAGUCUAAAUCUUUGUGCAGGAAUAUAUUCGUUUAUUUACGUGACCAUAUCAAAGAGACAUUUGUGCUGUAUUUAGAAGAACGAAGCUAAAAGUCGAUAUGGUGUAUAGUGCCACCUAGUGGUCCACCAUCAUCAACAUCUUUCUGUCUCUGCUGUAGUUGGAUGUUUUCUUUUCAAAAGCUGUUCAAGAUAAACCAAGAUAUUAGUAAUGCUGCAUGUUAAUACAUUAUACAGACAAAAGUAUUGGGACACUGGACACAGUGGUCCCUCCCCCAAAUCCUACCACAAAGUUGGAGGCAUGCAACUGUAUUCAUGUCUUUGGGGUAGGAGCAUUACAUCUUCCUUUUAACUGAACUAGGAGACCCAAAAAUGUUCCAGCAUGACAAUACCCCUGUGCGUAAAUCCAUAUCAAUGAAGAUACACUUUGCAUGGGUGGGAAGUCUGUAGAAGAUCUCCUGCUGUAGAGCCAGGCCUACUCACCUUCUCACCUUCUCACCUUGUGGUUGAAAGAAUCUCCACAAAAU